GAUUUCCAAGGUCGCUCGCCUGAUGAUUAGGUUUGCCCCUUUAUGGUGGCGAUCCAAGAACUUCACAUCCUUACUCUCAUGGAGGUCGAACAAGCUAAUAAAUUCGUCGUACAAACUUCGGUUGCCUUCUUAUCUUCGUACUCAGGAGAAUUCCGGUAAAGCAUCGCGUCCUGGAGAAAGCAAGAAUGAUCAAACAUCUAAUAUUCGUAUUACUGUUUUAAGUAUUUAUGAAGAUAAUAUUUAUUUUAGCAAAGUUUGAAUUGCGGUUUUCAUUUUCUCGAAAUAAAAUGCCUGACCCUCCUGGUGGAUGGUCUUUUGCUUCUUGGGUUAUACUUGGUGCUGUUGGUUUAACAUGGGUUGUCUAUCACAAUUUUUCAAUGUACAGAAAGGUCGAUUGGAAGGAGUUUACAGAUAACUUCCUACAAAAGGGUGCUGUACAUCACUUAGAGGUUGUGAACAAAUCUUGGGUUAGAGUCCAUCUCCAACCAGGCGCAGAUUUCGAGUCGUAUGAAUCCAUUGAUCCCAGCAAGAAAAUUUAUUGGUUUGAAAUCGGUUCAGUUGACACUUUUGAACGAAGUCUACGUGAUAUGGAGGCUCAUAUGGGUAUAGAUCCUAUGCAUAGAACGUUUAUAACGUAUAGCAGUCGUCUAAAGCUAUCAGAUGUUUUAUAUGGCAUUUUCUAUCUUUCUUUGUUCUUAAUGGCUGUGUAUUCCUUACGGCCUGCAUCUGGUGGUGUUGUACGGAAGUCAGGACUGGGUUCAGGAUUAUUCAACUUCGGACAGUCACCUGUGCGUUUAAUAGAAAAAGAUAAAAUUGGUGUACGUUUUAGCGAUGUAGCAGGUUGUGAAGAAGCAAAACUUGAAAUAAUUGAAUUUGUUAACUUCCUAAAAAAUCCAGCAAAAUACGAAGCGCUAGGAGCAAAGAUUCCUCGUGGUGCCAUCCUAAAAGGUCCUCCUGGUACUGGCAAAACACUUUUGGCUAAGGCGACUGCUGGAGAAGCGAAUGUUCCAUUCCUUUCCGUUUCUGGGAGUGAAUUUUUAGAGAUGUUCGUUGGUGUAGGACCGAAAAGAGUACGCGAUAUGUUUGCCUCUGCACGAGACAAAGCUCCCUGUAUAUUGUUUAUUGACGAAAUUGACGCUAUUGGUGGCAAGCGAUCUGGUACUUCUUUUGGUCAUCAGGAACGGGAAAAUACUCUCAAUCAACUACUUGUGGAAAUGGACGGGUUUACUACUCAAGAAAAUGUUGUCGUUCUGGCUGCUACCAAUCGUAUUGAUAUUCUAGAUCCAGCUCUGCUUAGGCCUGGACGUUUUGAUCGUCAAAUCUAUGUAUCAUUGCCAGAUAUCAAAGGUCGUGCAUCAAUAUUUAAGAUACAUUUGAAACCAAUUAAAUUAGCUGAUGAUAUGCAACUUGUAGCUCGCAAAAUGGCUACACGUACUCCGGGAUUUUCUGGUGCGGAUAUUGCAAGUGUAUGCAAUGAGGCAGCGUUAAUUGCUGCGCGAGAAGAUGCUCAUAGUGUCAAUCUGAUCCACUUUGAUAAAGCUAUCGACCGUGUAAUUGCUGGGUUAGAAAAGAAAAGUCAAGUAUUACAACCCGAAGAGAAAAAAAUAGUUGCAUACCAUGAAGCUGGACAUGCAGUUGUUGGUUGGUUUUUAGAACACUGUAAUCCAUUGUUGAAAGUUUCAAUAAUUCCUCGUGGUAAAGCUCUUGGCUAUGCUCAGUAUCAACCUAGGGAUAUAUAUUUGUUGACUAAAGAUCAAAUGUUGGAUGAAAUGUGUUUGGCAUUAGGAGGUCGAGCAAGUGAAGAAGUAUUUUUCGGUAAAGUUGGAAGUGGAGCAGUGGACGAUUUACAGCGUGUAACUCGAUCAGCUUAUUCUCAAAUUGUCCAAUUAGGAUUCAGUUCAAAAGUUGGGUUGCUAAGUUUCGAUUUGCCUGAGCAAGGUGAUAUGGUUCUUACCAAGCCAUAUUCUGAGCAUACUGCACAAAUAAUAGACGAAGAAGUUAGACAACUUGUUGAGUCAGCCUACGAAAGAACACUAACGAUAUUAAGAGAAAAAAGACAGCUUGUCGAAAAGGUAGCUCUACGCUUACUAGACAAAGAGCAGUUGCAAAAAGAAGACCUGGUUGAAGUAUUAGGUCCAAGACCGUUUGUGGAGAAAAACACAUAUGAAGAGCUCGUAGGUCCUGGCCCCUUGGAUGAAGAUGUGUCACUCCCUCCAGGACUCAAGGAUUGGAAUAAAGAACAAGAGUCGAAAUCAGAGGCCUCGUAAAGUUGCAUGUAGUUUAAUUUGUAUACUUAUUCCUCUAACAUAACCUUUACAUCUGACGUUGAAGAGAAAAUUUGCAGUAUGCUUGUAAAAUAAACUCUAAAUUUCUUCUAUUACCUGAAGUUAUUCUUGUCUCCUGAUAUUUUUGUAGUGCCUCGUAUUUACAAUAUUAUGUCGAUUUCAA
Schistosoma margrebowiei is the source of this 2448-nucleotide messenger RNA. The record is from the annotation of a GenBank genome assembly. NCBI's taxonomy places the organism in Eukaryota, Metazoa, Platyhelminthes, Trematoda, Strigeidida, Schistosomatidae.